CCGGUGCGGAAGGGUCCGGCCCGGCCCAGGUCGGAACAAAGCGUCGGCGACGCAGCAGGCCCAGCAUGGCGGCGCGGCCGGCCCGGCUCCGCCUGUGGAUGCUCCUGCAUCUGCUGCCGCAGGUCUACUGUGAGUAUGGGAUGGUACAUGUCCUUUCAGAGAAGGGGAGCAACAAAGGAAAAGACUACUGUAUUCUCUUCAACUCUCAGUGGGCCCAUUUGCCACAUGAUCUGGGUAAAGCUUCACUCUUGCAACUGCAGGAUCAGACAGCAUCUGUUUUGUGUUCUCCUUCUGAUGUACCUGAUGGGGGAUUUAAUAAUCAAAUACCCAUGGUGAUGCGAGGAAAUUGCACCUUCUAUGAAAAAGUGAGGCUUGCUCAGAUAAAUGGAGCUCGUGGUCUGCUGAUUGUUAGUAGAGAGAGACUGGUUCCUCCUGGAGGUAAUAGGAGUCAGUAUGAAGAGAUUGAUAUUCCUGUGGCUCUGCUUAGCUAUACUGAUAUGUUAGAUAUUGGCAAGAGUUUUGGCAGCUCAGUGAAAGGAGCAAUGUAUGCACCAAAUGAGCCUGUGCUGGACUACAACAUGGUGAUAAUCUUUGUCAUGGCCGUGGGGACUGUUGCAAUUGGAGGCUACUGGGCAGGAAGCAGAGAUGUGAAAAAGAGGUACAUGAAGCACAAGCGUGAUGAUGGGGCGGAGAAACAUGAUGAUGAAACAGUGGAUGUGACUCCCAUAAUGAUCUGUGUGUUUGUAGUGAUGUGCUGCUCAAUGCUCGUCCUCCUUUAUUUCUUCUAUGACCACUUAGUCUAUGUUAUAAUAGGAAUAUUCUGCCUGGCUGCCUCGAUUGGUCUUUACAGUUGUCUGUCUCCCUUUGUAAGAAGAUUCCCCUUGGGAAAGUGUAGAAUCCCAGACAACAACUUGCCUUAUUUUCACAAGCGUCCUCAGGUCCGGAUGUUGCUCUUGGCAGUAUUUUGUAUCUCUGUCAGUGUAGUCUGGGGAAUCUUCAGAAAUGAAGAUCAGUGGGCCUGGGUUCUGCAAGACGCUUUAGGAAUUGCUUUCUGUCUUUACAUGUUGAAAACAAUUCGCCUGCCUACAUUUAAGGGUUGUACCUUACUCCUCCUGGUUCUUUUUGUGUAUGAUGUGUUCUUUGUAUUUAUCACACCUUUUCUAACAAAGACUGGGGAGAGUAUAAUGGUGGAGGUGGCUGCGGGCCCAUCUGAUUCUGCCACUCAUGAAAAGCUCCCAAUGGUCCUGAAGGUUCCACGGCUGAAUUCCUCACCAUUGGCUCUAUGUGACAGGCCUUUUUCUCUCCUAGGAUUCGGAGACAUUUUAGUUCCAGGCUUACUGGUAGCCUAUUGCCAUAGAUUUGAUAUUCAGGUGCAGUCAUCCAGAGUCUAUUUUGUAGCCUGCACAAUAGCUUAUGGCAUAGGCCUUCUUGUGACCUUUGUUGCCUUGGCACUGAUGCAGAUGGGCCAACCUGCUCUCCUCUACCUGGUGCCCUGUACUCUCCUCACCAGCUUCGUGGUGGCCCUUUGGAGAAGGGAGCUUGCCAUGUUCUGGACGGGCAGCGGCUUUGCGAAAGACCUACCUCAGCCUCCUGUGGUGAUAGCUCCAGUCAACUGCCCUCAGCUUCCCAAAGACAGCAGUGUACCAUCCUCUCAACAAGACGCAGAACAAAUGACCAAUCCCACCCUCCACGUGAAGGAGCUGCACAGCUCCGCCUCGACUGAAGAGGGAUUGGCUGAUACCAGCACAAAGACAGAUCAGUCAGAAAUCUCUGUUGCCCACAGUGAGGAACCAACUGCUCAGAAUAAGGAUGACCUUGAAAACAAAUGCCUAAAUGCAGAACAAAACCAGUUGGAAUAAGUGAUGUGAUUAAGAACUCCUUCUUUCCCUCACAAACAUAUCUAUAUAAAACCAGUAUGUAUUCAGGACUGAUUUAGUAGGGUUUGCUUUCUUUGAGGAACCUCAGUAGGAGUCUGAUCAUCAAAUCCAACAAGGAAUGUUCUGUCUCCAGCUUUGGUACAGCUAUAUACUUUAAAACAUCUCUCUGAAAUAUGGUGCUCUCCAGGAGUUCCGACGUGUGGGUUUCAAUGAUCACUGUUAGUGAAUGCCUUUGACCAUUUGUUCCAUUUGCAUUAUAGCAGGGUAGCAUCAAGAGUCUAUUUACUCAGUACUCGGUGCUUGUGUGGCUGUUAUGCUGCUUUACCAUGGUGUAGGUUAAUACAGAGGAAGAGCAUUGAACGAGUCUGCUACAAUGCUUACUUGAGAGAAACACGGUCUCUUUUUAUUUUUUUUUUGGCACUUUCCCUAUUUGUCACCAUUUACUUUACUUCUCCUGACUUGUCAAAGCCAUUGAUAUAAUGGAAUGCAUUAUUAUAAACUGACAUUCAGAAAAUGCAGAGAAUGGUUAAAUUAUCAUUACUCCAAAAGGCUUUAUGCUACCAUGGUGCAUUAAAUGCAUCUCUUAACUUUUGUCUUUGUUUUUACUUCUAGGUACCUGGGCUACUAGUCUAGUUUAAAAGGCAGGGUGAGUAGAGCUCCAGGAAGCUUUCUAGGCAUUCAUGUGAACUCUAAGGGCUCUGAUAAUAAGCAGGGUUGGUCACUGCCUGGAAGCAAAUGCAUAUUAGGAAUGUUUAGAAAUAAUAUAUAAGCCAAAUAGGUAAAAAAAAAUUAGGUAGUAGCACUAUACUAAGCUUAACAGGCAGAUAAAUGUUAAAGGCAGGAAAAUGUUAAAGCGCAAAUGUUCGUAUGUUUGGGGCUUUGAGCUUCUAUUUGUUGUUCAUUCAAGGAAUAUAGUUGUGAUUUCUGAUUCUGAAGAAAAGACUUUGUUUUUUCGUUUCCAAUGGAGCACAUGCGAUGCUAGAGACAGUUGUGAUUUAAAAUCUACUUGCUGCUCAGUAACUUACCAACUGCCUAAGUCAUGUUUUGUCUUUUUCUCAAGAGCAGCCAAAGCGUAGUCUGUCAGGUUCUGGAAUGAGCCUGGGAGCUCAACUGUUAUUUUGCAUCUCUUGCUACAUUGUGAAGGAAUUUGUGAAUUUAAAAAUUUUUGAGUGCAGCUGGUCUUACUUCAGAUUCCUGAAAUUGUGUGUUUUCCUGUAUAACCCAAUUGAGCCUUUUAUGCAUCAGCUUUUGUACCUGGAAAGAUGAUGGGAUUUGCGUAUUACUUGUCCAUCUAAGUAUAUUCAGCUUUAUCAG
Molecule: messenger RNA, 3191 nt
Organism: Pseudopodoces humilis (Tibetan ground-tit)
Lineage: Eukaryota; Metazoa; Chordata; Aves; Passeriformes; Paridae
Gene: SPPL2B
Product: signal peptide peptidase like 2B
Biological process (GO): membrane protein proteolysis
Cellular component (GO): cytoplasmic side of endoplasmic reticulum membrane; lysosomal membrane; lumenal side of endoplasmic reticulum membrane
Molecular function (GO): aspartic endopeptidase activity, intramembrane cleaving
Source: RefSeq, a predicted model, not a curated record